Molecule: messenger RNA, 1586 nt
Organism: Folsomia candida
Lineage: Eukaryota; Metazoa; Arthropoda; Collembola; Entomobryomorpha; Isotomidae
Product: F-box only protein 6
Exons: 5
Coding region: 232-1284 (350 amino acids)
Biological process (GO): SCF-dependent proteasomal ubiquitin-dependent protein catabolic process; glycoprotein catabolic process
Cellular component (GO): SCF ubiquitin ligase complex; cytoplasm
Molecular function (GO): protein binding; ubiquitin protein ligase activity
Source: RefSeq, a predicted model, not a curated record
UCACAUUUUCCGGACGAACUGGAAGUGAAAACUGAAGGUUGAAGGUUGAUAAAUGUCAUCCAUCCGUACACACAAUACAAACCAGAUUAAACAGACAACAGAAAGGAUUAUAAACAAUUAUAAUCUCUUGAUCUGUAUUAUUUUUUGGUAAAAAUUAUUAAUUCAAAACCGUACCGUCAUUUACGAUUAGAAAACUAGCCGGUUGCUCCGUAUUUUUGACUGGUAGCGUUGAUGGGGAAUUUCAUAUCAGGGGGACGGACAUCUCAAGACACAGUUGGUGGUGACGACCACCGCAUUCCGAGGGAACAUUGGCCUAACGUGGAUGUCACUUGGGUAGAUUUUCAAAAACGUAGAAAAUCGCCCUAUUACGUCGAAAACGAUCAGGACGACGGUGACGACAUGGGCCUCAAUGGAUUCCUCUUUCCUGGCGGAUUUGUCAUUCCUGACAGUGUGAUUGAGCUUAUCCUUGCUCUCGUAAGACCGGAAGAUAUCCUCCGUUGCAAUUUGGUUUGCAAAAACUGGAAGGAUAUCAUCACACGCAAAUCAUACUGGAAGAUUUGGUUUGAUCGUAACAAAUGGGAUUGGAACAUGAUUCCACAACACAUUAAAGAUAUGCCGCAAGCAUGGAUCGUGUUUCAUGCUCAAGUUCGACAUCACAUUUUUACCAAAAAUUAUGUCGUCAAUCAUAGCGGAGUUGGAGAUAACAGAAACGAUUUCCGCAAUUGGACAAUCGAUCGUAAUGGAGGAGAUCGCUGGAAAUUGGAGACAAAUCCGAAAGGAUGUAACCCAUUGUCACCGGAUCCGUUUUUCGACAACAGUACUAGUGCGUGGGUCACAUCAUUUUCUCCUUGCUCGAAAUGGACCUCGAUUGAUUUGUGGGAAAUGGGAUUAACGCCUCCAGUGAUGAUGACGUGUCUCCCAUUCAGCCUCGUCUGUAGUCAAAUGUACACCGCUCGAUUCGACUCUGGGGGAGUUUUUACCUGGACUCUUCGAACUCUGGACCGACAGGAAGAAAUCAUUCACGAAUUUACCGAAGUUUACGAACUAAAACCGGAAAUGGAAUGGCAAACAGCGACUCAUCCUUUUCCCUUUAAAGAAGAACACAUUGACAACAUAAGUGAAUUGCGAUCCCUCGUAUUUGUCCAUCAAGGAAAGGACGAUCGAUUUUGGAAGGGACAUUAUGGUAUUAAAUUUUCACGCUCGUGUGUAAAACUUCAAUUGGAUACUCCUUCUGCUCGAGAUGGUGAUGGAGUCGUUGAAGUGGUGGACAAAUCAGAAAAUUGAACACAUACAUUACAUACAUUUAACGCGUAUGUAUGUAGAAAAAGCUACCCCAUUCAUCUCGUCAGUAUCACACUUAUUUUUCCACGAAAAAGCUAUAAUUUUUUCGAGAGUAACUUAUAUUUUAUGGCGCAUAAAUCCUUGUCUGAAAAUUAACCGGUGUAUGUAUUUAUACUACUAUAAAAUAUUAUAUAAUAAUGUUACACAUUUACAUUUAAAUUAUACUGGUGCCAUUAUUGUAAUUUAAUUACUUACAAUAAUAAGAUAUUCAAUAAAUCAUCGUUGAACAUGUUCGUUAUAAAAAC